Messenger RNA from Caenorhabditis briggsae, 561 nucleotides. The record is from RefSeq and is a predicted model, not a curated record. The transcript has 6 exons. Lineage: Eukaryota; Metazoa; Nematoda; Chromadorea; Rhabditida; Rhabditidae. Bases 1 to 561 code for a protein of 186 amino acids.
AUGAAAAACAAUAAUUUUCAUUUUUCAAGGAUUCUGAAGAGCCACAUUGCGUGUCGUGUGGAAGAAGAAAGAAGAAGAAGACAACAAUUGGAUCAACGAUCGACGGAAGGAGCACGAGACGAAGGAAAAAACGGAUAUUUUUGCAUUUUCUUCUAUUUUUUACUCUCCGAACAAAUUGAGGAUUGGGAUACAGAAGGAAGUAACAAAGAAAAGGAAAGGUUUUUGAGAUUUACUCUGAUUUCUAUGCUGGCAUUGGGAAUUCUUGCCGACAUCCGCAUUCCUCUCUUUGGCGGAUCCAUCACCAUUCACAGCAAUUCUGAUGGGAGUUUGAAUGUUGCAACUAACAAGAAGUCGUCCACCACAAACACUGAAAAGCACACCAACUUUACUGUACGUAACGGUACUGUAGAAGAUUUUGAAUUUUCUUCAAACACCACGUCAUCAGAACCACAUGAAUCAGCAACCGAAAAACCAGAAGAAACGUCUAGAAAGCGUCCAUCUCAACAGAGACCGAAAUCGGAUGUGUUGAAUGCGUUACUCUCCAUGUUUGGAAGAUUUUAA